CAGAGGCUGCCUCGCAGAACAAAUGAUUCAUUCUCUGCGUCAGCGUUUUUCUCAUCAUCCCGAUCGCCUGGCCUCCCCCCAGAAUCUCUCGCCACCCUCUCUCUCUCUUGCCUAAUUCCCUUUCCCCCCACCUCCUCCCUUCCGACUUCUUUAUAUCAGACUGUUACCGUGUAUAAUUUUUUAUUCGUCUUUUGCCGAUAUGGGGUCAGCCAUCGGCAGCUCUGUCGACCCAGUAUUGAGUAGGCGGUGUCCGUGACAUUAGAGAAAUGGGCUCUGCCCGUCUGGCUUAGAUUCGAUUAAAUUUAUACUGCUGUACUUCGUCAAACCAAGAAGAUAAGUUUUACUAUUCUAUUCUUGUCGAGCUUUCGUGCGUUGAACGUUCUCGGGUUUAUUAAAUUGCCAGAUUUCAAGCCUGGUUUUCUUCUUUUUCUCGGUCUUCAACUGCCCAAUUACCCAAGUCCAAAUGUCAAUCUGCUCACCGACCGAAUCUCGGUUCUCUCCUUCGCUGUGAGCUUUCGCAAAGUAGUCAUCUUUCUCAUCCUUUGAUCGGAAAAAAAGGAAAAAGUGUUUUUCCGGAUACCCUUUUCAUAAACGGCGAGAUUACUGUUAGGCCGAGAGUCACAGGUGGAAGAAAACUUUUGGUAUUUAAUUUCGAUGGUUGGGAUAUUAUAAGGGUCGAUAUCAUUCUCCAAGGAUGGUACUUCCUCAAAGUCAUAAUCUUGCGGUGGCAUGUAAGUGUCUGCUCUUUCUUCCCGCUUCCAGAUUUGAUCACUACCGCCCCCACCACCGUCGCCGUCUUCCUCAACCUCUGAAUCUCCAAUCUGGUGUCGGAAAGUCCGUGAUGGCCUCUUACGGAUCGGACGACUCAGUGGGAUCAUAUACAUGUUCGUCGAACAGGAGCUUGACGACGUCGCAUCACUUGCGCCAUGUGGAUUCAUUGGCCACUCUGCCCUCGGGGGCUGGUAGGAUCUCGCACUUGAAUGCUGUGAUCCUCGGUGAAGCUCUUGCCUCUGAAGAGAAUGAUCUCGUCUUCCCCAGUGAUGAAUUUUGCAAACAGGCUCUUGUUCCAUCUCCGCAAAAGUACUUGGAGAUGUACAAAAGGUCUAUUGAGGACCCAGCCGGCUUUUGGUCUGAUAUUGCAUCUGAAUUCUUCUGGAAAAAGAAGUGGGGUGAGCAAGUAUACUAUGAGAAUCUCGAUGUGCGGAAGGGCGAAGUCAAGAUCGAGUGGUUCAAAGGUGGUAUCACCAACAUUUGCUACAAUUGCUUGGAUAGAAACAUGGAAGCUGGACUUGGAGACAAGAUUGCCAUCUACUGGGAAGGGAAUGAGCCCGGUUAUGAUGGCACCUUGACCUACUCAGAGCUGCUUAAAAAAGUUUGCCAGCUUGCGAAUUACUUGAAAGACAUCGGUGUUAAGAAGGGUGAUGCGGUGGUCAUUUAUCUUCCCAUGUUAAUGGAACUGCCAAUAGCCAUGCUUGCCUGCGCGCGUAUUGGUGCUGUACACUCGGUUGUGUUUGCUGGAUUUUCUGCAGAGUCUCUUUCCCAAAGAAUUGUGGAUUGCAAACCGAAGGUUGUACUUACUUGCAAUGCAGUUAAAAGAGGUUCAAAGGUCAUAAAUCUGAAAGAGAUAGUUGAUGCUGCCCUUGUUGAAUCAUCUGGCAAUGGAGUUUCUGUAGGUGUAUGCUUAACGUACGAAAACGAAUCAGCCAUGAAGAGAGAGAGCACCAAAUGGAAGGAAGGGAGAGAUAUAUGGUGGCAGGACGUUGUUCCUAAAUAUCCACCAACAUGUGAAGUAGAGUGGGUUGAUGCAGAGGAUCCACUUUUUCUCCUCUACACCAGCGGUAGCACUGGAAAACCAAAGGGUGUUCUCCAUACAACUGGAGGAUAUAUGUUAUACACUGCCACGACAUUCAAGUAUGCGUUUGACUAUAAACCAACCGACAUCUACUGGUGCACUGCUGACUGUGGCUGGAUUACUGGGCAUAGCUACGUUACCUAUGGACCUUUGCUCAAUGGAGCAUCUGUUGUAGUUUUUGAAGGGGCACCAAGUUAUCCUGACUCCGGACGCUGUUGGGAUAUUGUUGACAAAUUCAAGGUGACAAUUUUCUAUACUGCCCCUACGUUGGUGAGAUCGCUCAUGCGUGAUGGUGAUGAGUAUGUUACCAAGUAUUCACGCAAAUCCUUGCGGGUCCUAGGAAGUGUUGGCGAGCCUAUCAAUCCAAGUGCAUGGAGGUGGUUUUUCAAUGUAGUUGGGGAUUCAAGGUGCCCUAUAUCUGAUACGUGGUGGCAAACUGAAACUGGCGGCUUCAUGAUCACACCAUUACCUGGUGCCUGGCCACAGAAACCUGGUUCUGCUACUUUUCCUUUCUUUGGGGUUCAGCCUGUCAUAGUGGAUGAGAAGGGGGUUGAAAUUGAAGGCGAGUGUAGUGGAUACCUGUGCAUUAAAAGUUCAUGGCCUGGGGCAUUUCGUACACUUUAUGGUGAUCAUGAGCGAUACGAAACCACAUACUUUAAGCCAUUCCCAGGAUACUAUUUUACUGGUGAUGGCUGCAGCAGGGACAACGAUGGUUACCACUGGCUGACUGGUAGAGUUGAUGAUGUCAUCAAUGUCAGCGGACACCGGAUCGGUACAGCAGAAGUUGAAUCUGCUCUUGUCUCGCAUCCCAAAUGUGCGGAAGCUGCAGUUGUUGGUUUUGAGCAUGAGGUUAAAGGACAAGGCAUUUAUGCCUUUGUCACUCUGGUGGAAGGUGAACCUUACAGCGAAGAACUGAGAAAAAGCCUCAUACUCAUCGUCAGGAAACAGAUAGGAGCAUUUGCGGCACCCGACAAAGUUCACUGGGCGCCCAGCCUACCGAAAACCCGCAGUGGAAAGAUAAUGAGGAGAAUCCUGAGGAAGAUCGCAUCGAGGCAAUUAGACGAGCUUGGAGACACCAGCACACUGGCAGAUCCAUCCGUUGUUGAUCAGCUGAUCUCGCUUGCUGAUGCCUGAAGCGCCAAAGUUUGUAACUUUUGUAUCUUGUGAGCUCUUCAUCAGGAUUUUCGGCCUCAUGUCUCUCAUCGUCGCCGGAUUUUUUGAGCUUGGAAGUACCAAGAUAGUGAUUAUUCCGAGUCAGCUAUUUCUGUAGCACUUCGCAGAAACCUGUUGGCAUCUGAUCUUGGUCGAAAGAAUAAUGGGAAAUAGGUUCUCCUCCUCUGGAAGUGCUUCUAAAAUUAACGAUGUGAAAAAAAUUACUUGUU
Messenger RNA from Rhodamnia argentea, 3234 nucleotides. RefSeq names its product acetyl-coenzyme A synthetase, chloroplastic/glyoxysomal. The record is from RefSeq and is a predicted model, not a curated record. Gene Ontology annotation, molecular function: AMP binding; acetyl-CoA synthetase activity. The transcript has 19 exons. Bases 695 to 2986 code for a protein of 763 amino acids. NCBI's taxonomy places the organism in Eukaryota, Viridiplantae, Streptophyta, Magnoliopsida, Myrtales, Myrtaceae.